Molecule: messenger RNA, 1081 nt
Organism: Salvia miltiorrhiza (redroot sage)
Lineage: Eukaryota; Viridiplantae; Streptophyta; Magnoliopsida; Lamiales; Lamiaceae
Exons: 2
Coding region: 421-744 (107 amino acids)
Source: RefSeq, a predicted model, not a curated record
AAUCAAAGUAAAGGCCUUAAAAAGAGAUACAGAGAGAAAAAGAUAAACGGUUAAAUAGGCCGUAUCGAACCAUAGUCGAAGGAAAAGAAAAAAAAAGUGAAGGAGAUAAAAAUCAAACAGAAAGCAGCCGUUCGCACACAGUAGCAGAAGAUCCGCUUCUGUCAUCACCAAAUAUUUUGAGUGGAGAUUUAAAUUCCCACUUCUCUCCACAACAGGCAAGUUCUACUCACUAAAUUUUAUGUUUAUUUUUUUGUCACUUUAACACAGUAAACAAUCACAUCUUCUAAAUUGAUCGGCGGAUGAAAUGAAUGUUGUGUGCGGAUAAUCUGAUUCUUGAGCGUCUUCGAAUUGAUUUUCCUAGAAACCGCUUUGUCGUUGUGGUUGGUGGGUUCUGAUCAUGCAGCCCACGUGUUUGUGUUAAUGCUUGUUUGGUUUUCAGUUGUGAAAAUGGCGAGCUACCUGUGGAGGAAAUACGCUGAUUAUGUGUACACGAAGUGGGAGAGAACGCUUCUGUGGGACAUGAUCGAGAAGUAUAAGCGUCCCAGAUCGUUUACCCCUCUCAUCACAAUCUAUGUCUGUGCUUUUUACACAGGGGUUGUUGGGGCUGCAAUCACCGAGCAACUCUACAAGGAGAAAUACUGGGAAGAGCACCCUGGGCACGAUGUUCCAUUGAUGAAGCCAAUGUUCUAUAAUGGGCCUUGGAGAGUUAUGAGAGGCGAUGUUCCUCCAUUCGUCAAGAAUUAGUCAAAGCAGCCACGGGUUAGCCGUUGCUACUCACUGCAUACCAUAUAUGCACUUGCACUUUUCCCAGGAACUGCAGCAUCAUAUUUGUUGUUGAUGGAGUGCCUCACGUAUAAAACUAUUAGAAAAAUCCGAUGCGUUGUGAUUCUUAGUCAUGCCAAGCCAAGUCAUAGAUGUAUGUCAUCAAAUUAUGGUCAUUUGCUAGAUAUAUACGAAUAAUCUUGGUAUGAUGAUGAUCCCCAACUUUGUUUGCGUUUAUGAAUGCAGAGAAAAGUGGAAGUUGGAUACAUCAUAAAUGAUCAAUAGAUGAACUCAUGUGGUUGAGCUUAUGUUUUUGCCA